CGUCUGCCACUUUUCAUUUGUCUGUCACUUCACUGCUAACUCUUGCGAAGUUUACUUUCCUUCCGCUUUGGCAAGCUUUCUAUACUGAUAAAACAAAAAACAACAACUAAAAAAAAAUGUCGUGUUGUGGUUCUAAAAAAGCCGCUAAGGGGGUAUUCGAACCGGGACAAGAUGUUAUGCAACGAGGAAUCACUUAUGAAACAAUUAAGGAAGAAUGUCUAGCAAAAGAAAAAUUAUUUGUGGACAGCUCGUUCCCACCUUGCUUAACAUCUUUGUAUUUAAAGGGAUCUGUUCCCAAUAAAAGCAAGAUUAAAUUUUUGCGUCCAAAGGACAUUGUAAAAAAAGGACAACGACCUGUAUUUGUUGAAAAAGGAAUUAAUUACAAGGAUUUGGACCAAGGUGAUAUCGGCAACUGUUGGUUUGUUGUUUCUGUGUCUUCUGUUGUUGCACAUCAGAAAAAGCUUGUGCAAAAGAUCAUCCCAAGUGGCCAGAGUUUUGAUGAGGAUUACAUAGGUGCCUUCCAUUUCAACUUUUGGCACUAUGGAAAAUGGACAGAAGUUAUAGUUGAUGAUUACUUGCCAACAGUAAAUGGCCAUUUGAUUUAUGGAAAGAACAGAGAACAGCCAAGUGAAUUCUGGAGUCCAUUAUUAGAGAAAGCUUAUGCUAAGCUUCAAGGUUGCUACCAAGCACUGAAUGGAGGAAAAAUCCAAAGUGCCCUAACUGAUCUAACUGGAGGCAUCUCAGAAUAUUAUGAUUUAGGAGAGAAGAUGAAGAUUGCACCAAAUUUGUAUGACUUGCUCCUAAACGUCAGGAAGAUGAAUACUUUGAUUGGUGCUGCAAUUCAUAGGAAGAAUGAAAUGCUGCCACUCAAAGAAACAAAAAGGGAGAAUGGCUUAUAUGAGGGUCAUGCAUAUACAAUUACUAAAGUAGCCCAGGUGGAAUUAAAUAAGAAAGUGCAUAAUUUGCUGCGUCUCAGAAACCCAUGGGGAAAGGGUGAAUGGAAUGGUCCUUGGUCUGAUACAUCAUUUGAAAUGAGAAAUCUUCCAGCUGACAAGAAACUGGAACUUGAAGUUGUUAAUGCAGAAGAUGGAGAGUUCUGGAUACCUUUUGAUGAAUUUGUCAGUAAUUUUGAUGAAAUUGCUUUCUGUCAUAUUCAACCUGAUGCAGUCGUAGGGGAAAUCGAGGACAAUAAAGACAGAGAGAAUUGGUUCGUUACUACAUAUCAUGAUGCUUGGAUUAAAGACCAGACAGCAGGUGGUUGCGGCAAUUCUGGUUAUGAAGAUCAGUAUUGGAAAAAUCCUCAAAUUUUGGCAGUUUUGUCCCAGAAAGAUAAAGACAGUGAUAAAUGCACAAUGAUAGUAUCUUUGAUGGAAGAAGAAAAACAUGGCAAAGGAAAUAAAAUUGCUAUCAAUUUUGAUGUGUAUAAGCUGCAUUAUCCAGUCAAUGCAAAACUUACUCGGUACAAUGUUCGCAAACAAGCCACAAAGCAGCAGAGGUCAGAGGAUGUAUACAGAUUUGACAGAGAAGUAACCUAUCAUUACCAGCUCCCUAUUGGUUACUAUGUUAUCAUUCCAAGUACAUAUAACCCAGGUGAAGAGGCCAAAUUCUUGCUCAGAAUCUUUACCAAACAGAAGAUCAGCAGCAGCACAGACAUGAUAAAUGAGGGUACUGUUGAAGAGCCAGAGUUUGAAGCUAUCUACAAUGCCCAUGCUAAUAGUGAGAAUAUAAUGGCUGCCAGAGAAAUUAAACAAUUCCUCACACAUAUUUUCUUCAGGGAAUACAAGCAGAGAAUAUCCUUUAAUUUGGAAACCUCUCGAAAUCUGUUAAUGCUGUUUGAUAAAACUAAAAGUGGUCAUGUGACAAUGCCACAGAUGAAAGAAGGUUGGGAAAAGGUGAAAGAAUAUGCUAAAGUUUUCAUGGAAACAGAUACUGAUAAUUCCGGAUUUUUAGAAAUUGAUGAGCUGAGUCAGUUGCUUAAAAAACUGGGUUAUGAAGAUGCGGAAAGUCUGUUGAAGAUCCUCAAAUUAAAAUUUGGUGGUCUACAAAAUGUAUUCACCUUCAUAGAUUUCAUUCAAAUAAUUUGCAAACUGACCUUAAUUUUGGAAACCUUUAAGGAACAUAAAGCCUCAUCAUUUGGUACGAAGGAAGUUGCAGAGUUUAGUCUGGAGGAACUCAUUGAGUCUUGCUUGAUUUACUGAAGAAUCAUCUCUACUGGGAUAUUGUGAAUGAGAAAAAAAUGACAAAAAUAAAAAUAAACCCUAAAAAUGUUUUGCAUGGAUCAUAGCAUCAAGUCCAGCUAUUAAUCAAUAAGAGUGAAAUUUUUGCUAUAGUUAUUUUUUUUAAUGCAUAUUAACAUACAUAUACAAAUAAAAUUACAGAUAGCCAGGAGGCCAAUUGAACAAAAGACAUGGUUUAGAAAAUAUGUAACAGUCUUUACCUUGCAUACAAAUAAAAAGUUAACAAACUCUACACACUUCUAAAUAUGUGUGUAUUGAGAACGUUUUUCUUACCAUAUUUCUGUUAAACUACACUACAUGCAUUCCAAUUAAUUUUGAAAAUAAUGAAGGGCUUAGUAAAAUAAUAUUGUUAUAUUUGGAAAAAUAAAUUAACAUGCAAUCUCAAUGAAAGGUUUUAAUUUAGAUCGAAUUAAAACGAAAAGUUCAUAUCAAAGAAUAAGGGGUAAUCUGAGGCAAAUUGGUAUCAUAAUAAAUAUAUAUAUAUAUUAUAUAUAUAUAUAUAUAUUGUGAAGUAUGUGUCUGUAUGUUGCAGAAUGAGUAUUUCUAAAGUACUGGAAAUUUGAUACACAUUAUUUUGGAUACAGCUACAAAAAAAUAAAUAAAUUAAAGAAAAAAGUGUGUACCUACUGUGUCAAAUAAAAAAAAAAUUAAGCUGAUUACAUUAGGUAAAAAAGAUAAC
Messenger RNA from Octopus sinensis (East Asian common octopus), 2916 nucleotides. Its product is annotated as calpain-9. Gene Ontology annotation, biological process: proteolysis. Gene Ontology annotation, cellular component: cytoplasm. Gene Ontology annotation, molecular function: calcium ion binding; calcium-dependent cysteine-type endopeptidase activity. NCBI's taxonomy places the organism in Eukaryota, Metazoa, Mollusca, Cephalopoda, Octopoda, Octopodidae. Bases 117 to 2198 code for a protein of 693 amino acids. The record is from RefSeq and is a predicted model, not a curated record. The transcript has 20 exons.